AUGACAGGUCUCAAGAAGGCCUUAGGGAUGGACGCGGCUGCUCGUGGCAGCCCCGAUAGUGGAGCAUCCCGCGAGAACCGUGGCACAGGGGAGAAGCCGCAGGGGGCCUCCGCUGCUAUUCAGCGUUUCUUCAGUGACGCCGAUAAAUACUUCGAGGAUACGCCUUUGGCACAGCAGGCCUCUGCACUUACAGGACUCAGACCAUCUGCCAUUGUUACAGGCCUUGGAGUCUUUUUGCUUAUCAGUCUCGGCACUGGCUUGGGCGGAGGAAUAGUAUGUGACAUUGCCGGAUUUCUGUAUCCCGCAUGGAUGUCCUUUCGGGCCAUUGAGAGCCCAGGAACGGAGGAUGACAAGCUCUGGCUGACCUAUUGGGUGGUUUAUGCGGCAUUUUCGAUCGCCGAGUAUUUUGUUGACAUCAUUCUCUUCUGGGGAGCUGAAGUUGUGUACAACGUCUUUAUUCGCCCCUUCUUGCUAGUGCAUCAGGAGCCAAUUGACGCGUACAUGGACAAGCUGGGGGAGGCGGGGACCAGGGCGGCCGAAGGGAUUCAGCAUGUCGUGCAUGAAGGGUUUACCAAGGUUCAUCAGGCAGUCGGUGCGGUGAGGCGCAAAGCAAACUAA
Messenger RNA from Cyclospora cayetanensis, 618 nucleotides. RefSeq names its product receptor expression-enhancing protein 5. NCBI's taxonomy places the organism in Eukaryota, Apicomplexa, Conoidasida, Eucoccidiorida, Eimeriidae. The transcript is spliced from 3 exons. The coding region runs from base 1 to 618 and encodes 205 amino acids. The record is from RefSeq and is a predicted model, not a curated record.